CUGUUCCACUGAUGUGACCCGCAGAGGAAGACGCUGUGUUUCUGCGACCCGGGAAAAUAGCUUCCCAGCGGCUAGCAAGUUAACUCCCUAGCGUUAUUUCUCAAUACAUUAACUAAUUAACCGUAUGGUUUAUUCAUUUACUCUUUAAAUUAACAAUGCCUUCGUUUUCAAAGCGCAAACGGAGCACGCGGGACAUGAGGUGUGUGCUGUUUCCGGAGGACGUCAGGGAAACGUUCAGCAGGAGGGGAACCUGCGAGACAUCGAAAGCUACAAAGUCGUCAUGGGACAGAUGCGGGGACAGCUUCUUGGACACGCCUGUGAUGGAGAAACACAACACUACAAGACGGAUGAGCAGGGCGGUGCAGCAGCUGGCGCAGACGUCCACAUCUGUGAGGCCUGUCUCAGGAGACGAGGAUCCCGUCCACAUCGCCUGGACGUCGAGUGAGGACGAGCAGUCUGACAGCGAACGCCAGCUCCAGCCUGCUCUCACCAUCACAAAGGCCACUCGGACAUCCAGACCGACGGUCAGCGCGUCCAGCAGAUACGGCCGCUUCCUCAGCACAGGAGCAGAUACAGACGAGCUUCCCACCAUUGAUUCAGAAAGUGAGCAUGAGGACACUUCCGCUUCAAAGGAGCAAAUUUCUGAGGUGGCGGCUGAGAUCUCAGACUGCUCUUCAGAUAGCGAUGGAGAUCUCAACCCCAGCCGGCUGGACGCUCUUGCUCAGGAGCCAGCAGAGCAGCGACAGAGGUCCAUCAGCGAGUGGGUUCGGUCUGCCCAAGCGCUGCUCCAGACGCCUCCGAAACAAACAGAUAAGCCCGCGAAGACACCUGAGGACUCCGGGAAAAAGAAACGCAAGUUUGAAAGUCGGGGAUUUGCAGAGAGACUGAACAGACUUCAGUGUCGACAAAGGUCAGCCAUAAGCUUCUGGAGGCACCAGCUUGUGUCUGGCAAUACCACAGGAACAGAGGAGAGACCGGGUGUGUUAGUGCUCCAUGUUCAGAACGUGUGGGACGUUUGCGGGAUGCAGGCUGCGCUGUGCGAGAGACAUCCCGAGAAAGAGACAUGCGUCGCUCUGUUCAGCAAGGAAACAGCCACUCAGCUGGCACCCAGCGCAGGCGACACCAUCCACGUCUAUCCACCGUGGCAAAGCCUGACUGUUGAUGGUGAGCAUCAUCCCAUCAUUCUCAAUACGCAUUUCAGCCAGAAAGUUUUAGGAGCUACAAAGCAGGACAACAGUGUGACCUGCUCAAAGGUUCUGUGCCUCAAGGAGAAGACCAAACCAUAUCCUUUAACCAGGUGCUUAUGGAAAAGGGAAGAGAAUUUCAAGUCUUGUCAGGCAUCCAUCCCUAAUAAACAGACCCGCGGGGAUGCAGGAAGUGCGUUUGAGUCUCUCCUGGAGGCUUUGGAGGCUUGUGGGACCUCAGGGUCUGUAUGUGGUCCUGUGGAGGUGGUGGUCCAGAGGAUCUAUUUCUACUCUGUUGCACAGUUUCCUCACACAAGCUUACUCAGACAUCAAACUCUUAGCAAGUGUCUCUCUGGAACAGCGCAGCAACAACACGUCGGGAGGUGUUGUUUGCUGGUGCAGGACGUUUACGGUAUGUUCAGUGAGGUGGAGAUGCAGUAUGCGUCUUCAGAAGAGGAGCUAAAAGACAUCACAGAGCAGCUGCAGGGAAAAGUGUGUCUGUUGCAGGGACCGAAGGUGAUCCAGCGCCUCACUCGUGAGAGAUGUGCUCAGCUCUUCAGUUUGAUUGACAGUUUGUGGCCUCCUGCGGUUCCUCUGCGAGUUCCUGGAGAAGGUUCAUGCUCUCAGACUGUUAAAGUAGCAGCACCGAGUUUCUGUUACAGACUGGCGGGACAGCGGGACAGCGUGUUACCUAAAUGCGAAUCCCCAUUGUACCGCCUUCCUUUAAUUCAGACCCUCAGAGAGAUCUUGCAGGACGAGCCUGCGAGUCGGCGGUGCAGCUUCAAGGGUACUUUGGUUUAUAAGAGAGGACAGGAUAAAGAAGAGAAGGACCUCUUGCUAUUUGUGACAGACUCCAGCCUGCAGGAUGAGCAGAACUCAGGAAGCAUUAGCAGAACCCUUCCUGUGUACGUGAGCUCCAUGUUCCUGCUCCAGACGUCAGUCCGUCAAGCCAUCACUGCACUGUCACCCCAGUUCAGGCCGAGGCUAAUUUUCACAGACGCUGUAAUAGAGCAGGGUAAGAUAAUCAUCUCAGGGCAGUCUGUGGUUCAACUGGACUCGGAACCAUCCCAACAUGAGAACAUUUCUCCGCCCCAGUCGGUUCUGCUGGACCAGCUGAGCCCCGAGAGCCCGCCCUGCUCUCUUUGCACCGUUACAGGAGUGGUGAUGGACAUAGAUGAGAAUUCUGCUUUUUCGUGGCCAGCCUGCAGUCAGUGUGGAGACGACAGCUUAGAGGCAUUAGAAGAUAAACCAGAUGUAUUUUCAUGUGUUGCAUGCGGAGUCGUGGACAAGCCAAGCAGAAAGAUGCAGCUCGAAGUGUUCCUCAGCUGUCCCUCUUCAAGUCACUGGACUGUCAAAGUUAAGCUACAGCAAAACUCCAUCAUGUCCCUCCUAAACUCGACAGGACAUGCAGAGGGUUAUGAGGUGGAGGCGGUGCUCGGGAAGACCGUCGGCCCUCUGAACGCUUUCAUCCACGUGGUCACACACUCUUCCGCCCUCUGGAUGGGUUUGGAGGAGAUCACUCUUUGACCUGGGAUCACUAAUUCAUCUGUGUGUCUUACCUCACUGGUCUGUCCAAAGCGAAUAUAAUUUUUUACAGCCUAAUAAAUCUGGGUACAAACUGAA
Messenger RNA from Pangasianodon hypophthalmus (striped catfish), 2807 nucleotides. RefSeq names its product scaffold protein involved in DNA repair (gene spidr). The record is from RefSeq and is a predicted model, not a curated record. Gene Ontology annotation, cellular component: nuclear chromosome; nucleoplasm. Gene Ontology annotation, biological process: double-strand break repair via homologous recombination; regulation of establishment of protein localization to chromosome. The coding region runs from base 156 to 2711 and encodes 851 amino acids. Lineage: Eukaryota; Metazoa; Chordata; Actinopteri; Siluriformes; Pangasiidae. The transcript is spliced from 20 exons.